Molecule: messenger RNA, 1845 nt
Organism: Acytostelium subglobosum LB1
Lineage: Eukaryota; Evosea; Eumycetozoa; Acytosteliales; Acytosteliaceae
Exons: 2
Coding region: 1-1845 (614 amino acids)
Source: RefSeq, a predicted model, not a curated record
AUGCUCGUCUCUAUGAAGAGGUCAGCCCUAGUGGACCUUGAUGACUUCGAUCUGUGCAUUGAGGUGGCCAAACGAUUCGAACCAUCUCGUCCUGUUAUAAUGCAAUACACAUGUAUAAACAACUUGAAUGUGGACAAGAAUCUUGGUGACAUGCCUUUGAUCAUGGUCAACUUUGCAAUCAGACAUCGACUCUUUGACUUGUUGUUGAAACUUGCCAAUCAUCUACAGCUCGUCAAUGAUGUCGACCCAACUGACCCAUGGGAGCUCAGACAAGUCAAACGACCAACAUUAACAUCAACACCCAAUCCCGAAGCAUUGAAUGUGGAUACUCUAAAGAUACUUGCAUCCAACAUUGUAAUGCCUUUCAAUCUACUUGCUGCUGGUGGCGACACAACAUUCAUGCAGCACAUUGUUGAUGUCGAACAUUUGGUAUCCGAUUACUUGGACUCGCGAGAUAAUCGUCCACUCUAUGAUCAACACCUUCUGCAGUGUGCCCUGUCUGGCGGACAUGUCAAAUGCGCGCACUUCAUCCUGGACACCUUCACCAAGUACCUUCCUCUGCCACCAGUCGACGCCACAACCUACAGCAAGAACAGGAAUCUUCAGUUCAAGUGGAUAGUUACAUCAGUCAACAUGGGUGAUGAUCAAGGUGACACAGACUGGUUACAACUGAUCAACACACUGCUCAGCAAUGAUAUGGUACUGUGUGAGUUCACCGAGGUGUAUGUCGACGCGAUCAAGGCGCGUAGAAUGGAUGUGAUCGAUAGACUGGAGGAAUUGAUCAAGUCCAAGCCAAGACACAAUGUGAACCUCUUCAAGGCUCUCAACACUGCGAUAGAAGAGAACUAUGUUGAAGGUAUCAAGGCAAUCAUUCACAAUCGUCCGAGUGAAUACGAGUUUGAAGACAUCCGUUUGGACCUCCUUGCGAGUUGUCCAACAGACACACAAGACAUGUUGCUGGCCGCUAUCCCCCCUGCCCGUCUAUUCAUCAGACGAAACAUUGAUGUACUACUGUCAGCAGUCACAAUUAGGAUAUUGAUCAAGUAUGGUCAUCACUUGGCAAGCAAAUCAAUCAACCAGACUAUAUUCAAGAGUGCUGCAGUAUUGGGCGAUCAAGAUACCAAAAUGGUAUGUUGGAACUUCAACGUCUUGACUGAUGUCUGUAUGUGUGGUGUGGACAACGGAGACAUCGUCCGCCUACUGGCUGGGGAGCUACAUCCCACCUCUUACGAUGACCACCUGGCAUUCUCUCUGGUCAACUUUGGACUGGGCAACAAGGCAUCUGCAUUGUUGACAUCAGCUCCUCACCUCCGACGAUCUGAUCGAUCAGACUUCAAUCAGCGUGCUGUACCAAACAUGUUAUUGGCAUCGGACGUGAGGCACUUUGUCAAUCUCAUUCCGAAACAAGUCUAUAACACUGGAUACUUUCCGAUGGCAUUCCAGGCAGAUGUCAGUCGAUUGAGACGAGAGGUGAUAGAGUUCAUUUGGUCGCACGUUGAGACUAGACAUAAGAGAGAUCAAAAGUUCAUCUUAGACUUGUUGUCUUCCAAUGCAGGCGCCAACAACAUCAUUAUGUAUCAAGUUGUAUUGAAUGGAUUGGUGGAGGACAAUCAUUUUGAUCUUGGCGGUGAGCCAUUCAUAAGGGCACCUAGUGUCAAAGUGAUUGGCGAACGAUUGAACGAAUAUAGACGAUACAAGUCAGUCCACUCAAUCAUUCAGUUGUUCAAUCCACUCAACAACACAAUCGACACAUGGCCAUACCGUCACCUCAUUAUACCAUUGACUCCAACCGAGUACCAACAAUACCAAUCACAUCUGACCAAUCUUGGUGUGAUAAUAAAGUGA